Messenger RNA from Puccinia graminis f. sp. tritici CRL 75-36-700-3, 312 nucleotides. RefSeq lists its product as uncharacterized. The record is from RefSeq and is a predicted model, not a curated record. Bases 1 to 312 code for a protein of 103 amino acids. Lineage: Eukaryota; Fungi; Basidiomycota; Pucciniomycetes; Pucciniales; Pucciniaceae. The transcript has a single exon.
AUGGUCAUAUCACUUAGAAGUAGACUGAGUCCACCUCUGAUUCCAGAGCUUUCGAUUGCAAUCAAGCUCAGUCUGAAAUCGCUCUUGAUUCGUGAUUUCGGAAGGAGGGGGACGGAUCGUGACCAUAACACCCUGCGAGGAACGAUCGAAGGCUUAUUGACGACGAGUUCGAGUCCGACCGAGCUCAUGAUCAAGAAUCGCAUCGCAAUCAGUUUGGAUUUUGCUAAGGGCUCUAAACCCACUUUCACUCUCGAUCCGUUUACAAACCUACUCAAAUUACAAAAAAUCAGUGCUGAUGAAUGCUCAUUAUGA